Triplophysa rosa is the source of this 5935-nucleotide messenger RNA. Its product is annotated as rho GTPase-activating protein 45-like. The transcript is spliced from 4 exons. The record is from RefSeq and is a predicted model, not a curated record. The coding region runs from base 114 to 821 and encodes 235 amino acids. NCBI's taxonomy places the organism in Eukaryota, Metazoa, Chordata, Actinopteri, Cypriniformes, Nemacheilidae.
CAGGAAGAGUGAAGUCUGAUGGGGAAGUAACUGUCAAAGUCGCAGAACAGCCUCGGGAGACAAUUUAACCACUGUCUGCCUCGUUUCUGAACAUUUGUUAACCUGGAGUGAAGAUGUUUUCUAGAAAGAGGAAGGAGUUGGCGGCCAAAACACCUUCAGUCUCCAAAAAGAGUUACGCAGGAAACUCCGGAGCGCAAAACCCUUCGUUGUCUAUUCUUCAAGAGCACACUCACAGUGACAUUAUCGAUGGCCCAUCUACAUUGACGCCUCCAGACUCCAUGACCUCCUCCUGCCCGGGAACCCCGUCCACCCAUUCAAAGUUAGUGGGGUGCAGUUCACCUGUCGCUCCUCUCAGACGACCGUCGGGUCUCAGCCGUCAUGCCAGCGCUGCUGGUUUCCCCUUCCAGACCGCUGGCACGUGGGGUUUUCAUAAGGGUUACAUCCGUGCCGGUCUCAUGCACAGGCACCUGGCGGAGGUCGUGGAGGGGUCGGUCAUCGAGGUGGAGAACAUUCCCCUGCUGCUCAGAGACGUCGCCCGGUUCGCUGAGGCCGUGGAGAAGCUGAAGGACAUGGUGAUGGGUGACACUAAAGAAGACGUUCAGAGCCGCUCGGCCAUUCACGAGUGUUUGGGUGAAGUGUUACGAGUGUUACGUCAGGUCAUCAGCACUUAUCCUCUCCUCAACACUGUAGAAACUCUCACCGCCGCGGGAACUCUUAUCUCAAAGGUCAAAGGGUUCAGUUAUGAAGGCACCACUGAUGCUCAGAAGAAAGAUUUUGAGAAAGCCAUCGAGACCAUCGCCGUGGCCUUCAGCAGCAAGUAAGACUGAAUCACCUGCUUAUUUACUUCAACCUCAUAUACUGUAACUAGAGUUUUCAAGAGUUUUUUUAAGGUGUUUUUACAAAACACGCCGUUUCAAAACUUCUUAAUGUCAUAUAUGUGUGAAGCUGUAUGAUUUGUAUUUUACAUUUGGCAGACACUUAUUCAUUUGAGCGGUACACUUUGUAAGUACAUGCUUACAUUGUCAAUCGAACUUAUGAUCCCAACUGAAGCUAUGGAUGACAUACACCACCGGUCAAAAGUUUUUGGACACUUGAGUGAAAUGUUUCUCGUUGUUUUAAAAAACGUUUGAUAUGAACGUGUAUGCUUAAAUGUCUGAAAUUAGUUUAGUAAACAAAAAUAUAAUUUUGCAAACAAACAGUUUUUUCAUGCCAAAACUAACAUUUUAUUUAAUAAAAAAUGUUUUUGAAAUGGAUGACUUUGACUGAAUAAUGAAGAAAGAGCAGCUAAUAAGAGCACAGAAUAGAUGAGAACUCCUUUAAUAUUGUUUAAGAAGCAUCUCAGGGUGAGACCUCAAGAAGCUGCUUGAGAAAAUGACAAGAAAACAUCUCUGCAAAUUCGAGUCAAAAGGUGACUACACUGAAGAUGAAGAUUUUUUUUGUUGCAACGUAAUUCCCAUAGUUCCCUUUGUUUUAUUUCAUACUUUUGAUGAGUUCAUUAUUAUUCUAAAAUAUGGAAAAAAAUAUGAACACAUAAGUAAGUGUCCAAAAACUUUUGACUGGUAGUGUAUUUUAUGCAUUUAAACAGAUUUAUGUUGUUUAAUAUUGCUCACCCGUCACAUAUUCAUUCACACAGCAAACACAAUGGGCUAGUUGCACAAGAUUGCGCUGGUGAGAUUUUGCGAUGCCAGAUUCCGCAGACUAAUUUCCGGUAGUAUAAUACUCCCUGCGUUCCAUUCCGAGGUGAUCAUACCUAUGCCCUACUCCCUUCAAGAAGUAAAGCUCUUGAUGUGUAAACUCUAGAGAGAAAACGCAGUUGUAUCAUUUUAAUGUGUCCGUUUAAAAUUUUCUUGGCAAAAUGAGCAUUUAAAACAACGCCAUUUUCUCUUUAUGUGGAGCGAUGUUUUAUGUGUUGUCCCCUUCCCGAAGGGCACUUCGGAGGGCGAUAUAUCCCGUUUGGAACGCACCGACUAUCAAGUUGUUUUGGCUUAACUAAGUGCUCAGCAAUGUAAAGAGGAUCUGUCAUAUCGCCAGGGGCGGAUUUAGUGAUUGGGGGGCCCUAGGCAAAUCCAUGUAUGGGGGCCCCAACUAUGCACCAUUUUACUUUACUGCAACCCUUAUUUUUCUUCCUCCUCAAAGCACACAACUUUUCACCCCCAGUCAAAGUGACAGGGGAAAACUAAGCUUAAUAAACACAGAUACUGACUAAUUAAAAUAAAUAUAAUAAUGAAUUCCCAAAUGAAAAACAUGUGAUAAGUGUCUUAACAAAACACUUAUAUUAAAGUUCUAAAAAAAAUUGAUGAAAUGAAAACUAAUAAGUUAUAUAAAGCAUUAAAUUUAUUCAAUCAAACAGAAAAGUUGAAAAUUUUAAUAUAAGCCUUUUUUAUAAGACUUUUUAGCCCAUAAGUAACCAGUCUAACUACAUGAGCAAAGCUCAUUCACACCCUACGUUCUCUUGUAGUUCACUGAGCUUUGAACGAUUCACUGAUCUCUUACAUUCUGUGUAAACGAAUUGGUUCAAAGGAGUCAUUUGUUUGCGAGUCGUUCUGAUCACAAUGUGCGUUCAUACCACGGUUAUUUUAGUUUACUAAAAUUAAAACUUUGAAAACGUCUCUGUUCAUUGAAAUCAAAUAAAAUAUUGACCUACAAAUUAUGGGGAAAAACUUAACUAAAGGAAAAAUUGAAAUGUUGCAUCAAAAAUAAAUUGAAAUAAAUUUAAAGCACUAAAAUUAUAAUAAUAAACAAGAACUGAAAUAAAACUAAAAUAGAAAUUAAUUAAUAUUAUAUAGAAACAUAAAAAAUAAACAAAUAAAUUAUAAAAGGGCAAAAGCAUAUACCAAAAUUGGUAAAACUUUAACUAAAAUUAACAUAAAAACUAAAGAUCUAAAAAUAAAAACGAAUUAAAAUAUAAAAAAUAAAACGAAAUAAAACUAAAAUGAAAACUAUAAUAACUCUGGUUCAUACUGGCGAACUCGCUGUGUACAGAAUAACGCUGAUUCAACGAGCCAACUUCGCAGCUAAAAACAUUAUAAUGGUGUACAGCAAGUACAAGAAAUUCAAGAAAAUGUAAAUUGAACGUAAAACUCCUGAACAGCCAUGAAACACAGCUAAUACAGCUCCUAAUAUAGCUCUUUUACUGAACUCUUCAGCGUCUCACUGCUGGUAACGAAACAGUGCCUCCAUUGUUUCUUAACUGCAGUUACAAAUGACAAUCUGUUUAAUAAUGCACGCAGUGUUUUUUGUGAAGACACUCAAAAUAUUUUUGAUGAGAGUCUAAGGCGGCACGAAAUUUGAUUGAGGCGGCCGCCUCCAAUUUCUUUAUGCAGGAAAAACCCUGAUCUGUGAUUACUAUAUACAAUGUGUGUCCUCUCUCCGUGUUUUUUGUGGUUAACGACCUUUCAUGCAUUUAAAUGUGACCAAAUUUCUGUACUAGUGCAUACAGUAUGAAUCGUUAGCACUGUACUGACGUUAUUAUAUUAUGUCUUUAUGUGCCCAUCGAUGUGCGCAGCAGAAUCAAACAACCUUUCUACCCUUGAACUGGCCCUCUCCUACCAAGCGCACAGCGCUCUUUGUUUGACAGAUGUUUUGGUCGUCAGUCAUUAUAACUGUAUUGUCGGUGUUCAUGGAGAAAUACUCACUGGCACAUUAUCAUUGCUCGUGGCCGGGAGAAUGCUGUGUCUGGUGGGAGAGAGAUGCGCUACUGCUGUAGGAGCAGCGGUGGAGUUUGUGUGGGGAAAAAGCAGAGACUUUGGCAACACUCUUUUGUAAAUCGUCUUUUUUCCUCUCCACUGGUGUAGCUGCGUUCUUUGUUGUUUUAUUUCCCUGCGACUUUUACUUCGUUUUGCAGCUAAAUAUACUACAGUGACACUCUCGCUGUGGGCAGUUCUACUAAUUCCGCCGCUGCGUUAACUUUCUCUAGCUGGUGUCGAACUCGUCUCGCACAUAUACGGUGCUAAUCGAAUGGUCCACUCUAAUCUGUAAUGGGGAGAGUGCCUUCGUACAGAUGUAAUAACGUAAAACGUUAACAGGGAUAUCCCGACUAUUUUGAUGAUUACUUGGGGCUCUACGUGGCUGCUGACAUGGCUUAUUGGUUAAGUCCACCCCUUCCUUUUGGGGCCCCUGGUAUUUCGGGGCCCCAGGCGAUUGCCUACCUUUGCCUAAUGGUAAGUCCGCCCCUGCAUAUCGCUUAUACAUUACUUUCUUUUUCUUUUCUUUUUACCUAAAAACAUCUAUAUUGCCUGCCAAAAAUCCUCCUUUUCCCAUACAGUGACUGUCCAAAAUCGCUCACUAUACCCUCAUUCACUAUUCCCUACAUUAGUUCACUAAUAUAGUCCACUUUAAGGAGCGGGUGAAAACGAGUGAAUUGCACUGGGAAUGAUGCGGGCGCCAUCUUCUGCCAGGACGUGGGAAUUCAUUCAGCGCGAACAUCACAUUAGAUGGCUAGCAACUAGCCGUGAGUGUACAUCGGUUAUACACUCGUUAUUAUGAUGCAUCAUGGGAUUGAAUGAGUGCACUCAAUAAUGUCCACUAUGAAUUCGGACAACACUAAAAAUGGAUGUCCCCUCAAAUAGUGCACUAUAUUAGGGUAUAGGGGGCUAUUUCUAACACAGCUAUGCUGCGUCUGAAAUCGCAUACUGUGACAGUACGUACUGAAUUUGAAUAAGUACCUAAUCGGCCGUUAAAUUAGUACGUUCUAUAUAGUAAGAGUGAGAGUAGAAUGAAUACAUUUCGGACAAACUGCGUCCGCCAUGUUUUGGCAUUUCUCGCCUACUGUUUUUGCAUACUGAUGUUUCGGACAUACUAUUCAUGACUCAUACUCAUUUUUGCCUACUAUAUAGUAUGGAAGUUAGCGAUUUUGAACGCAGCGCCAGUGUUAUACGACCGGAAAUUACUCUGCCGACUCUUGUGCAACUAGAGAAUACAGCACUGUCAGUCAAUGAAGGUGUCAUUGUAAGGUUUUUUUGACAAUGUGAAGUUUCUUGGCAAUCCCAUUGUUACAGAUUUAUCAUAUUAUUUAUUAUAUUAUAAUUUAUAUGCGUAAAAACCAUUUUCUGAACUUUAUUUGGCCUCACCAUUUGUCCUUGAGGCAGAGCUGCUCUAAAUAGCAUUAAAAAACACAUUUUUUCACAAUGUUUUCUCUCUCCUAAAAUAUAAGAGUGUGUUCAUUUCAGCAUGUCUAAAGGAAUAAAGUCUGUCGGGUAAACAAGAGUUUAUUUAUUCAGUUCAGUCAGUCUGCUGUUGUACUUAGACCGUUGCUCUGGAUUAGAAGCUCCAAAACGUUUUAGGAUGUGAAAAAUCACUGUAUUUUUAAAACAAAUGAAACACUGCAUUGUCAAAGUUGACAAGCUUUUUUUUUAUUGCUUUUCAUAAAUAUUUGCAAAACCCACAGAUGAACAUGAAGGGUGCCCAACAGUAAUGAUUUAUGAAAAAAUUAGGGGUGUCAACGUUAACGCGUUAACGCAUGCGAUUAAUUUUUUCAAAUUAACGCGUGAGAAAAUAUUUAUCGCAAUUAACGCAGCAUCCGUUUGUUUUGACAUCCUUUGUCUAGCGUUACAUUAUGUAAUCACGCUCUUAUUUGUGUACAGGCUUUUAAACCACUUAAGCGCGAUUUGAAACAGUUGCUUUGAGGCGUUCAAUGAAGAUAGACAGCUUCUAAACUGUGGGACGCGGCAAAACGCAACGCGAGGUCCAGUCUGGUGUAAACAGUUACGGGCUGAAGGCUGCGUCGGUGAAUCUCUGUCAGACAGCGCAUCCAUGUUAAGUUCUCUUUCGUGCUUGAAUGGAUAAAACCACACAAGAUUAUGUCAGAAAGCCCGUUUUGUCUAGCAUUUUCUUAAGCACAGACUUCAAAGUGUAAAAUAAAAUCUUAAAUGAAUGCAAAGAGUUGUGAAAAUGGGAGUGCGGUGACGGUCAGAUCUGCGUACUAAGACAGCUCUUA